Lolium rigidum is the source of this 1651-nucleotide messenger RNA. RefSeq lists its product as uncharacterized. The transcript has 2 exons. Lineage: Eukaryota; Viridiplantae; Streptophyta; Magnoliopsida; Poales; Poaceae. The coding region runs from base 146 to 1318 and encodes 390 amino acids. Gene Ontology annotation, molecular function: protein binding. The record is from RefSeq and is a predicted model, not a curated record.
GGUUCUCGCCGAUUUGACCCUUGCCGGAGCUUCCAAAGCGGACGGAGACCAUCCUCUUCCGCUGCUGGCGACCGAGUCGGUUCCGUGCCCUCCUCCCCUCUCGCCGACGAGGCCACUAGGAGGAACUCAAGAGUAAGAUACUUGCAUGAUGGAGACUGCAGAGUCUCGACCUUGGUCAGAUCUUCAGCCGGAACUCUUGGGGCUUGUCCUCAGCCGCCUCCCUUCCUUGGCUGAUCGUGUUCGUCUUAGGGCAGUUUGUCACCCGUGGCGCUCUAAUAGUUUGUUUCAGUCCAUUCCCCUCCCAUUCCCUUGGCUCGCCCUCCCUGAUGGUACCUUCCUCAGCAUUCCAAGCUGUAAAAUUCACCGCUUAUCUGUACCAGAAGGCGCGUCUUGCCAAGGCUCCAUCGACAACUGGCUAUUCCUCAUGCAUAAUGAUGGUGCAUGCUCAUUGAUGAAUCCUUUCUCCAAGACCAGUUUGGAGCUUCCUAAGCUAGCCAAUGUAUGGAAGCCUGCAAUGUCUGAUCCUAACUAUGGGUUUAAUCCAUUUUCCUAUAAGUUGGUGGUGCCCUCGCCCCUGGACUCAUCACCCUGUCCGCUUGUUGCUGCUAUGAUCAUGGAUGAUGGUCGCUACGGUACACUUUGUAUUAGCCAACCGCCGAGUGUCAUCGACACAUUCAGAGACGAGAGGCAUCCAGUACGGCACCUUGGGGAUGUUGCAUUCUUUGAUGGAAAUCUGUAUGUGUUGAACGGGUUUGGCCAACUUUUCAUCUUUGAAUUAGACAAGGACAUUGGUAUUUCAGCCAUGAAGUGUAUAAUUGACUCUCUUGGUGAUUUAGGUGGAACACCUGAAUCCUUGUCAAGUGAGGUGGUGUAUAAUGUAAGGAUGAAUCUAGUUGAAUGUGCGGGUAGACUGUUGAUGGUGUCACGAUGGUUUCGCACUAUGGCCAGUUUGACAGGUGAAAAUUUCUUUGAACGUAAAAAACGUACUGUUUUACUUGAAGUCUUCGAGGCAGACUUGAGAACAAACCCUGCUCGAUGGAGAAGGGCCACUGAGUUGGGUGGCCAUGCACUUUUUCUCGGCCAACAUGGCUCCAAGUCCCUGCCUGCCAGUGAAUGCACUGGAUACAAUAAGGAUUGCAUCUACUUCAUGUGUGACUAUUCCUGGCCGAAGUGGCCUGCAAACCCUCUUAGUGACUCUGGUGUGUACAAUAUCAGGGAUGGCACAAUCACGCCAUUGAUGGCAGGGUCUGCAGCAAUACCGCCACGUCAGGUUGGCAGGUGGCGCACAACAUGGUUUUUCCCUCCUGAACUUGUGUGAUCAUUCCAUCAGGGUUGGAUAUUAUCAUGUGUGCACCUCUUGGUUGCAACAAAGCUUUGUGAUCAGCCCAGCCUGGGCGCUGCUCAUAUUUAUCCUAGUGAUAUGCUACCAUGCGGCCUAAAGUUAUUAAUUAGUAUGAUGAUCAACCCGACUUGUGGUCUGGUUAUCUUUAUCCUAGUGCUAUGUUAUCGUCUGAUUGUAAUUUGUAAAGUCUUAAUUAGCAUGAUGGUGUAACCUUAAAAUUGUCUGGUUGUAAUUUGUAAAUUCUUAAUUUGUAUGAUGGUGUAAUCUUAAAAUCUUAUGGAUGACCUUAAUGUGAUGUAUUUGAAUGCU